Messenger RNA from Cladocopium goreaui, 6312 nucleotides. The record is from the annotation of a GenBank genome assembly. Lineage: Eukaryota; Dinophyceae; Suessiales; Symbiodiniaceae.
AUGGCAGCAGGCGGUGAUGGGGGACAGCAGAUGGAUUUGCAGCAGCUUGGGACAGUUCUCCAACAGAUCCUGGCGGAACAACAACAGCAGAGAACGAGGUUGGAUGAUCUUGGACAGGCCGUCCAAGGAACUGGUGUUGCGGUGCAGACCACACAGCAGACUACUAGUACUGAGCAGAUUGUGCAGCAGGUGGUGCAACAAGUCCAAGCUGGAUUUGCUCAGGGACAACAGACCAAUCAGGAUCAGAUGCAACAAGUGGCUCAAUCGCAUUUGGACACCCAGAACCAGAUCGCGCAGUUGGCUCAGACGAUGACUGGGCUUCAGACACAGCUGCAACAAGCGGUUUCUGCAGAUCAGUUUCAACAGAUUGGAGCUGCAGUUCAGGGCAUUCAGACACAGAUGCAACACAUGCAGCAAGGCGUCUCAGGUCAUGGUGGAGUGGCGACAGGUGGUCCUGCCGGUGUGACUGCAACCGGAGGACCUGGUGUGAAUGGUCCGGCUCCAUCGACACCAGUGGCUGGACAAAGUAUUCCAAGCUUCCCGAUUGGGACACCACCACCGGCGGGGACCGGGGCUGUACCUGGGGCCGGGGCUGUACCUGGUUUGAAUCCGAUGUAUGGUGGUAGUGGUGCAACUGGGUCACAACAAUAUAGUGCAGCGGUUGCCUAUGCAAUACAACAGGGUGGCAUUGAUGGCAGAGCAAUUGGGAAGCCGACAACAUACGAUCCUACAAGUUCGAAGCUGAGUUUUCAGGAUUGGACGGACAGCAUCAUUACGCUGUGUGAUUCAACGAUGCCUGGAAUCUACGAAGUUUUGGAAUGGAUCGUGAACUCUCAGCCCAAGACACCCUUGGAUGUCAACGCCUUGAAGCUCAAGUUCCACCACUUGGACCCACUCUUGCUGGAUUAUGCAGAGAGCAAUGUGUAUGCCAUUCUGACGACGUACACUGGUGCACAUGGUGAGGCUCGGAGUUUGGUUCGUCAAGCUCGACGACCGAAUGGAGCUGAGGCUUUCAGAUUGCUGCAGGUGAGGUUCAACCCGGCUACAUUGGGCAGACAGAGGGCGAGCCUGAUUCGGAUCACUAAUCCGACGGGGCAUGUGGCCAUUGACAAGUUGGCCAGUGAGAUCGUGAGCUGGGAGAAUCGCAUCGUCGACUAUGAGUCGAGGCCUGGAGCAGACAAGGUGAGUGACAGCAUGAGGAUGGCGGCACUGAUUCACAUGUGCCCAGCUAAGCUGCAGGAGCAUUUACAGCUGAACGCCGUGAGAUUCACGACCUACCUGGUUGGUCAUCUCAAAGAACAGUGUUGGCACAAGUCAAUCAAACCAUUGAAUGCGGUGGACCCUCAGUUGAAAGAGCUGCAGUCUCAAUAUGCUCGUGCGGCCAUGGAGGAGUACCAGCGCAGAACAUCACCAGCUCAACCAUCGACACCUUUGCCGGCGUCUACACCUAUUUCACCAACAUCACCGGGGCAUUCAUCGAUGAGUCCGCCACCUCCAGUGCAGACCGGGAGCCUUGUGAUCAAGAGGCUCUGUGCUUUGAGUCGCCGAGAUCAAUACAUCGCUGAUCGUCUGGAUGAGAUGGGUCGGCGUGCAGCUCAGGGUGACUUCAGACAGUUGGCCUGGAGGAUGAGACAGUUGCGAGUUGGUGGUCGAAGCUUUGUGGUGACCAUUGACAGUGGUGCAGCGGCUUCGGUGUGUCCGCCUGGUGCUUUCCCAGAUGAACAUCACUAUCCUCCAGAUCCCAAUUUGCAGUUUGUUUCGGCCAGUGGAGAUUUGGUGCCGGAACUCUACAAGGUGCGGCCCGUGGUCAUGACGGAAGAGGGCUGUCUGAAGGAGACACAGUUUUCAGUGGCUCAGGUGAACAAGAUCUUGCUGUCAGCUGCCGAGAUCACCAAUCGAGGGCAUGUGAUUGUGCUCACUCCGAAUGGUGAGAACAGCUACAUCUAUGACAUGGAGACAGAGGAGUACAUGAAGAUCUGCCCAAUACUCGCUGCUUUGGAUGAAGCAGCAGAUGACGGACGACAGCAUGAAGAAGUGCCUCAACCGAAGCACCUUCGGUUGGACCACUUUGGUGGAGAGGAUGAGGACGACUAUGAACCUUCCCUGGGGCCAGAACCUGAGGAGAAGGGUGACUUUGAAUUGGAUGCUCAAGAUGAGCGGCAUGAAGAGUAUGAGGAGGACGGCAUUCGUUUGGGAUUGCAAGGUUUGGACAAGGCCAGAGAUGUUCGCCCACGGAUCUUCAUGGACUAUUUUUACUUGGGCCGCAAAGAGGAGCCGAAUGAAGCUUUGCCACUUUUGGCAAUCCUGGACCAGGCAACUCAGAGGGUGUUUUCAGUGAGCCUUCCCAUGAAAGGCCUGGGGCAUCAAUACAAUGCGGCAGUGGUGACCAAGUUGAUCAAGAUCUUGGGUCAUCAGCACUCAGUCCUGAAGACCGACACGGAGAGGUCCCUGGUGGCUUUGCGGACGGCAGUUCAACAACAGCUGCCGAAUUUGAGCUUUGAAGAUGCCACCAAGGGCGAGUCUCAGACCAAUGGGCCAAUUGAAUCUGCGGUUGGAAGAUUGCAAGCGCAAGCGCGCACUUUGAAGAGCGCUUUGGAAUUCAACUAUGAGCUGGCCAUUCCACCUCGGCAUCCCAUUUUGUGCUGGCUGGUGGAUUACUGUGGAACCUUGCUUUCCCGAUUUCAACGUGGAGCUGAUGGUCGGACACCGUACGAAAGGUCCACAGGGAAAGCUUGGAAGAUCAAGCUGCCAGAGUUUGGUGAGUGCAUCCUCUAUCAGCCCCUCAAGGGUGAGCGUGAGAGAGGAAAACUGGAGGCCAAGUUCGAGAAAGGCAUCUACUUGGGCAUCCAGGAGGGCACCGGCAUGAGAUGGGUUGGAACACCCAAUGGUGUGGUUCGAACAUGGACUACAAAGACUCUGGCGGAGGAGGACAAGUGGCAAGCGGAGGUCUUUGAGAGCUUCGUGGGCUUGCCGUGGCAAUUGAAGAUGCCGGUGGCGAGAGAGGCUGGCAUGAAGCCCGCGCCAGACUUGGAGUUGGACAUUGAGCUGCCUGGACAACCAGAAGUACCAGCAGUGCAGGUUGAAAAGAAGCAAAAGGGCUACAUACCACGUGGAGUCUACAUCAGAAGAGAUGUAGAGUUGAAACAGUAUGGCUACACUGAUGGAUGUGAUGGGUGCGAUGCUGCAAAACAUGGGCUUUCGCAUCGGCAACAUUCGAGAGCCUGCAAGAAGCGCAUCAGUGAGCAGAUGGCCAAGACGCAAGAGGGUCAACAGAGGUUGGACCGCAUCAAGGAGAGAGAGGAAAAGUUCAUCGUUGCCUAUCAGCAAGCAGAGGAGAAAAAGAAGACCUUGGAUGCAGGUGAUGGCAAGUCUUCCAAGGCCGUCAAGGUUGCACCAGAUUUGGAAGACAUCCUUGGCGACGUGGCAGUUCCUGUUGCCGAUGAUGAUGGUGGUCAAGGGGGCCCUAGCGACAGUCAGCCGAGUGGAGUUGCUGUUCCGGUUCCAGACUCGGACAUGGAGGAUGAGAUUGAGGCUGAUGACGCUGGGGCACACACUGCCGGAGGCGUGGAACCGUGGAGUGUUGGAGGUGAGACAUCCUUCAAGGAGGCAGUGAGAGAGGCCAGUCUCUGCGAGACAGCUGAUAUGAUGAUGGACGAGGAGAUAGAGAGCAGGCGAUUGUUGUUGCAGGUUGGAGCUAUCUCGAGGCGUGAUGCUUACGACUUCGGGAGGCCUGCAAUUGUGGAGUUGUUUUCACCACCUCGAGUGACCGACUACGCCAGACGGAUGCGUGUCGGAGAUGGUGUGGCGAUGGACCUGACUACGAUGGAUGAACAGGGCAGACCUUGGAAUUUUUCUUUGGAAGAUUGCCGACAACGAGCAACAGAGCUGGUGGAGUGGUUGGAUCCCGACCUCUUAAUCGGCAGUCCACCGUGUGGUCCAUAUUCGCAACUACAGGCGCUGAAUGAGAACAAAAUGGACCCGCAGAAGCGGGCAGAGACUCUUGCAGAAGCCGAACAGCACCUGGAAUUUUGUGCCGAGCAGUAUGCCAAAAGACAUGCCCGGCAGAAGUUGUUUUUGCAUGAACACCCGGCAUUGGCGAAAUCCUGGAAAUCAGAGGCCAUUCAACGGGUGGAGAAUUUACCUGGAGUUCUCCGAGUGACUGGUGACAUGUGUGAGCAAGGCAUGGAGUUGGAGGAUGACCAUGGACCUGGCUUAGCAAAGAAGAGCACCACCUACCUGACCAACAGCAAGUUCAUUGCAGAGGAGUUGUCGAAACAAUGCAGCAAUGAGCCUGACGCUUUAGCAGUUUGGCGUCAGACAGCAUACGAUGUGAAGAGGGGUCAGAAAGUUCAACGUGGUGGGCCAGCUUGGUCGUCAGUCAGACGGCGUGUCACUUUGGACUUGGAGAGCGGCAUUUUGCUACAGGAUCUCAAAGAUGUCCACAAUGCGAGUCCACAGGAGUUGAAGUUCAAGUUACCAGAAGGUUGCACAGCAGUGGAGACCAUCUUCUACUUUGUGAGAGCUGGUCGCAAGUGGCAUAGGCACAUACCGCUGAUGGGCGGCAAGGCAAAACAAUGUGAGGUCUAUCCCAACGGCCUUAUCAGAAGCAUUUUGAGAGGUUUGAGAAAACAUUUGAGACAGAAGAUUCCUUUGAGUGCUUUGGAUUUUGGGCCGGUGAACCAAGAGCAAGAUUUGGAUCUUGGGUUGGUGGAAGACUGGGAAACUUUUACAGAUGAAGUUUCGGGCAAGGCUUUGGAGAAGUCUAUGGUGAUGGCAGCCCGGCGUGAGGAGAUUGAGUAUGCCGAGCGCUACAAUGUUUGGACAGUGGUGCCAGUUUCGGAGGCCUAUGAAGUUUCUGGAAAGGCCCCAAUUGGCACUCGAUGGAUCGACAUCAACAAGGGCGAUGUCGAGCGACCUGCUUACAGAUCGAGGCUUGUGGUGCAGGAAGUGCGACAGUCCAACAUCGAGGCAAUCUUUGCAGCGACACCGCCUUUGGAAUCGGUGAGAAUGCUUUUGAGCCUACAACGCACUGGCAAAGAGGUGGACAAGAAGGGCCGUCGGAAGAAGGUCAUGUUCAUUGAUGUGCGGAGGGCUCAUUGGUGUGCCAAAAUCUUUCGGGCAGUGUUUGUUUUGUUGCCAGAAGAAUCUGGUGUUGGCGAUGGCAUGUGCGGCAGGCUGAACAAAGCAAUGUAUGGCUGCCGUGACGCAGCAGCAUGCUGGGAGUUGGAGAUCACAGACUUCUUCACUUGCUGCGGAUUUGCACCGGGACUUGGGAGUCCGGUUCUCUUUUGCAAUCCCUUCAGAGACCUGAAGGUUUCAAUACAUGGAGAUGAUGUGACGGCUUUAGGUUUUGAAGCCGACCUACUUUGGCUGAAGGAGAAGAUGCUGGAGAGGUAUGAGAUCAAAUUUGGAGGGUUGCUGGGACCAGACAGUACAGAUGUGCAAGAUGUUUCAUUGUUGAACAGGUUGAUCCACUAUGGGGAGACCGAGACUACAAUUGAGGCUGAUCCACGACAUGUGCAAAUCGUCAUUGAUGAGCUUGGGCUUCGAGAUGGCAAGUCAGUGGGAACACCUGGAGUGGCGAAAGCAGAUCCGGAUACAACACCACUGAAUGAUUUGGACAAGAAGAGGUUUCGAAGCCUGACUAUGAGAUGCAACUAUUUGGCCUUGGACAGGCCAGACAUCAACUAUGCAGCAAAGGAGUUGGCCAGAGCAAUGCAACAACCUACUGCAGGGGACUGGAGCGGCUUGAAGCGGCUUGCAAGGUUUCUUCUUGGACGACCACGUCUGAUCUGGAGAUACCCGCAGCAGGAGGAGCAGUUGCAGCUCAAAAUUUUCACAGACAGCGAUGACGCUGGUUGCUUGAAGACACGGAAGUCAACAAGCUGUGGAUGCCUUUUUCAUGGUCAACACUUGCUGAAAUUUUACAGGUCAACACAGCAUGUGAUUGCACUUUCCUCAGGAGAAUCAGAGUUCUAUGGGGGAAUCAAGGCUGGAUCUACACUGUUGGGAGCUCUUGCUACAAUGAAAGACUUGGGCAGUGAAUUUGACGGUGUGCUGGUUUUUGAUGCGAGUGCUGCAAAAUCUAUGCUGAGCAGAAGGGGCCAUGGUAAGGCCAAACAUAUCGACAGAUGCUACUUGUGGUUGCAACAACGUGUGCAAGAUGGCGACUUGAAACUUGAGAAAACAGGCACAAAGGUGAACUGUGCCGAUCUGGGUACGAAACACCUGGACAGUGCUCGAGUGGUGGACUUGGUGAACAUGAUGAAUUUGGAGUAUGCAGAUGGCGAACAUCGCCUUGCAUUGCAUUGA